Messenger RNA from Trifolium pratense (red clover), 1700 nucleotides. Its product is annotated as heat stress transcription factor B-2b. Lineage: Eukaryota; Viridiplantae; Streptophyta; Magnoliopsida; Fabales; Fabaceae. Gene Ontology annotation, cellular component: nucleus. Gene Ontology annotation, molecular function: RNA polymerase II cis-regulatory region sequence-specific DNA binding; DNA-binding transcription factor activity. The record is from RefSeq and is a predicted model, not a curated record. Gene Ontology annotation, biological process: regulation of transcription by RNA polymerase II. Bases 463 to 1533 code for a protein of 356 amino acids. The transcript has 2 exons.
UGUUCUUUCUUUCUCUGUGGACCCCACCUUCAAUUUCUCCUUUUUUAUUCCUAUCCUAUCCCCUCUCUCUUUAUUAAUUUCAAAAAACUUUCCUUAGAAACUUCUAGAAAAAACUAUAAACAAACGCUAACCUAACUUUCUCAACCGCCGUCGCCGGUGGUGGUUUCUUGUUUUCCGUUCAUCGUCUUAAAUAUUUCAACGCACUCCAUUUCAUUCAAAGGUACUAUCAAUUUAAUAACGCACGGAGUAUUUAUUUUUCCUUUUAUUAAUAUUACUUUGACCGUAUUAAUACUUUGAGUUAGCGUAGUAGUAGUAGUUGUAGUAGUAUAUUAUAGAUUAAAAUAGCUUCGUCAAUGUCAUAAUCUAAUUGGUAGAACUUAGAAGAAUUUGAGAUAGUUUCGAUUAGAAGAUAUAGUUAUGAAUUAGGAAGAAAAAUUAGACACAGAUCUGGAAACGAAGUUGAUGGCGACAUUACCGGUGGAGCAAACAGGUGAAUCGCCGACGGCGGAGUCACAGAGAUCAAUUCCGACGCCGUUUCUGACGAAAACGUAUCAGCUCGUUGAUGAUCCAUCCGUUGAUGAUUUGGUUUCAUGGAAUGAAGAUGGAACGAGUUUCAUAGUUUGGAAACCUGCUGAAUUCGCUAGAGAUUUGCUUCCAAAGUAUUUCAAACACAAUAACUUCUCCAGUUUCGUUCGUCAACUCAACACCUAUGGAUUUCGGAAAGUUGUACCUGACCGUUGGGAAUUUGCGAAUGACGGUUUCCGACGAGGCGAGAAAAAUCUACUCAGGGAUAUACAGCGGCGGAAAAUAUUGCCGGCGGCAGGAACAGCCAUGGCGACAGCGGUGGCUGCGGCUAAUACUGUAACGGUAGCUAUGGCUGCACCAGUGAGAAUGGUGUCUCCAACAACUUCCGGUGACGAGCAGGUAGUUUCCUCGAAUUCAUCUCCGAUUGUGGCGCACAAUAGUACUACUGUGCACCGUAGCACCAGUUGCACCACUGCGCCUGAGUUAUUUGAAGAGAAUGAAAGGCUUAAGAAAGAAAAUAUGCAACUGAGUAAUGAGUUGAGUCAAUUGAGAGGUCUUUGUAAUAAUAUACUCUCUAUGAUGAGUAAUUAUGCUUCUGGUUUUACUGGACAGCUAGAAUCUUCAACUAGCGCCCCAACGGCACGAGCUGUGCUUGUAAAGGAAGGAAAAGCGUUGGAGCUUUUGCCAAGGAGUGUUUUGUUAGCUGAGGAACCUGUGGCGGUUAAUGCAGGUGGUGCGGCUGGUGGCAUGCCAUGUGAAAUGACGAAUUUGGUGGAACCUGAGGUUCGGGCACCUAAGGUUCCCAAGUUGUUUGGGGUUUCUAUUGGACUUAAACGAUAUAGGACGGAGAGUGAGGCCGAACCGGAAAGAGAGGUACGGGUACGGGAACAACAUCAAAUGCAAACACAAUCCUCGCAAGAACCCGAUCAAGGAUCGGAUGUGAAAUCUGAAUCACUAGAUGGCGAUGACUCGGAUGAUCAAGAGCACCGUUGGAAUUUGAGGAAAUAGUGUCCAGUGUCUGAGUCUAUGUUUGGAAUCUCGAUUAUGUGGGACUCAAAAUUUGUUACAUUACACAUUUUAUGACCAUGGCAAACAGACCUGGUUCUAAAUUAAAAUUCCAUGUUGUAUAAAUUGCUUCGCUUGUUGUUCCUAGUUUAGUUUCCAUGUUGAGCGAA